Molecule: messenger RNA, 2577 nt
Organism: Pichia kudriavzevii
Lineage: Eukaryota; Fungi; Ascomycota; Pichiomycetes; Pichiales; Pichiaceae
Exons: 1
Coding region: 1-2577 (858 amino acids)
Biological process (GO): glycogen catabolic process
Cellular component (GO): cytoplasm
Molecular function (GO): pyridoxal phosphate binding; glycogen phosphorylase activity
Source: RefSeq, a predicted model, not a curated record
AUGGACUUCUCACCAGCAAUGUCUAAGAGACAUAGACGUACAAUGACUGGGUUUACCCCCACUCAAAUUAAAAAUAUCGAUGCUGCCAUCCCUGUUAAAUGUAGAAAUAUUUGGGCUAGUCAUGCAACCAAGCCUUUUGAGACCAGCGAUGAGUUGAUUUCAAGAUUCAUCAAUCAUGUUGAGACUACACUUGCCAGAUCCAUGUACAAUUGUGAUGAUUUGGCGGCUUACCAAGCUCUAUCGGCCACAUUGAGGGACAAGCUAAUUUUGAAGUGGAAUAAGACCCAACAGUUAUACACAAUCAAAGAGACAAAACGUUUAUACUACCUAUCAUUAGAGUUUUUGAUGGGUAGAGCUUUAGAUAAUGCCAUGAUCAACUUGGAUACCAAGGAUCUAUGUAAUAAAUCAGUUGACGAAUUGGGGUUCAACUUGGAAGAUAUCAUCCAAGUUGAGCCCGAUGCUGGUUUGGGUAAUGGUGGAUUGGGUAGAUUGGCCGCAUGUUUUGUCGAUUCCUUGUCCACAGGUAACUAUCCUGGCUGGGGUUAUGGUUUAAGAUACAACUAUGGUAUUUUCGCCCAAAGAAUCAUCAAUGGUUACCAAGUUGAAUCUCCGGAUUAUUGGCUCAAAUUUGGUAAUCCUUGGGAGAUCCCAAGACUGGAAAUUCAGAUUCCUGUGGAUUUCUAUGGUUCUGUUUCCACAUACACCGAUGAGAAAACUGGCAAGACAAGGAAGCAAUGGUCUGGUUCCGAGAGAGUUUUGGCUGUUGCGUACGACUUUCCUGUUCCAGGUUAUAAGACCGAGAAUGUCAACAAUUUAAGAAUGUGGUCUGCACAACCAACUAGAGAGUUUGAUUUCCAAAAGUUCAACGAAGGUGAUUAUGAUGAUUCUGUGGCUCAGCAACAACGAGCAGAAGCAAUCACGGCUGUCUUGUAUCCAAAUGAUAAUUUUUAUCAAGGUAAAGAAUUAAGAUUAAAACAACAAUACUUUUGGGUUGCAGCAAGUUUACAUGAUAUUGUUAGAAGAUUUCUGAAAACUGAGAAGCCAUGGAAGGAAUUUUCUAAUUUUGUGGCUAUUCAACUCAAUGAUACACAUCCAACUCUGGCUAUUGUUGAGUUACAAAGAAUUCUGGUUGAUAUUGAAGGUUUAGAAUGGGGCGCUGCAUGGGACAUUGUUACUAAUACUUUUGGUUACACUAAUCACACCGUUAUGCAAGAAGCUUUGGAAAAAUGGCCAGUUGAUUUGUUGGGCAACUUACUACCAAGACACUUGGAGAUUAUCUAUGAUAUCAAUUUAUUCUUUUUGCAACAAGUUGAGAAAAAAUUCCCUAAUGACAGGGAUCUAUUGAGACGUGUGUCGAUAGUGGAAGAGACAAUUCCUAAGAACAUCAGAAUGUCUUAUUUGGCUAUUAUAGGUUCUCACAAAGUCAACGGUGUUGCUGAAUUACACUCUGAAUUAAUCAAGGCUACGAUUUUUAAGGACUUUGUCAAAAUCUAUGGAACUAGUAAAUUCACUAAUGUUACCAAUGGUGUCACCUUUAGAAGGUGGUUAAAGCAGGCAAACCCGGGUUUAUCUUCAUUGAUCGUUAAGAAAUUGGGAUCAGAUGAGUUUUUAAAGACACCAGUGUUAUUGAAGAAAUUAGAAUCUUUUGUUAACGAUCAAGAGUUUUUGAAAGAGUGGGCUGAUGUUAAAUUGAAAAACAAAGUCAGAUUGGCAAAAUUGAUCAAGUCAUUAACCAACAUAGAUGUCAAUCCUGAUACUCUAUUUGAUGUUCAAGUCAAGCGUAUCCAUGAAUACAAGCGUCAACAAAUGAACAUCUUUGGAAUUAUUUGGAGAUACUUGCGCAUUAAAGCUACUCCUGUUGAGGAAAGAGAAUCCAAAUGGUUACCUAAAGUCUGCAUCAUUGGUGGUAAGGCAGCCCCUGGUUAUUAUGCUGCUAAAAAAAUUAUAAAGCUAAUCAACUCAGUGGGAGAUGUUGUGAACAACGAUCCUGAAAUUGGUGAUUUGUUAAAAGUUGUAUUCAUUCCUGACUACAAUGUUUCAAAAGCUGAGAUCAUUUGCCCAGGUUCGGAUAUUUCUGAGCAUAUUUCAACAGCCGGUACAGAAGCAUCUGGUACUUCCAACAUGAAGUUUGUCCUUAACGGUGGUUUGAUCAUUGGUACAGUAGAUGGUGCAAACGUUGAAAUUACUAGAGAAAUUGGAGAGAAUAACAUUUUCUUAUUUGGUAAUUUAUCUGAAGACGUGGAAGACUUACGUUAUGAUCACCAACUAGGCAGAAUCGAUAUUCCAGAGGCUCUCAAUCUCGUCUUUACUGAACUUCAAAAGGGUACUUUCGGUGACUAUAACGAGUACAUUGAAUUAGUAGAUUCUAUUAGGCUACACGGUGAUUAUUAUUUGGUUUCAGAUGAUUUUGAAAGUUACCUUCAAGUACAGAGCACCAUUGAUGAAGAGUUUGCAAACAAAGACGAAUGGACUAAAAAAUCAGUCUUGUCUGUCGCCAACAUGGGAUUCUUCUCCUCGGAUAGAUGUAUUGAAGAGUACGCCGAUAACAUCUGGAAUAUCGAGCCAGUCACGAACUAG